Messenger RNA from Acanthoscelides obtectus, 300 nucleotides. The record is from the annotation of a GenBank genome assembly. NCBI's taxonomy places the organism in Eukaryota, Metazoa, Arthropoda, Insecta, Coleoptera, Chrysomelidae.
CGGGUAUUUAAAUUGGACUGCCGAGUAGUAGAACUCUGUAGUAGCCGAAGACUUUCUAGCUAACUCUGACUAAUUUCAAAUAUGUCAAUUCAAAUUCGCAUUUGUUCUAGGAAGUACCAACAUGCAGAAUUUGAACAUAUUGUGGGUCCUAUGCAUCACAAUAGCUUCACAACAUAGCUUUGUUGAUACUGCUCCCGUUCUUCAAGAGAUUCGGGCAUACUUCACAAAGAUGCUCAAAUUCUGAGAUAUGUAUAUGCGGACGUCCCAAACAUGAUACAACAACUUGCGACACACCUAUGC